Letharia columbiana is the source of this 252-nucleotide messenger RNA. RefSeq lists its product as uncharacterized. The coding region runs from base 1 to 252 and encodes 83 amino acids. Lineage: Eukaryota; Fungi; Ascomycota; Lecanoromycetes; Lecanorales; Parmeliaceae. The transcript has a single exon. The record is from RefSeq and is a predicted model, not a curated record.
AUGACAGAAAUGGCACCAAGCCAAGAUCCCAGACCCGCUCCCGUCGUCCGGCUCAACCGUCUUCUAUCCAGCCUCGCUCGGUCAGGGCUGCACUUGGCGAUGGCUGUCGUAUUUCGGCGGUUUACCUUCGAGCUCUACGAAACCGACGUUUCCGACGUCAGACUGGCGCAUGAUACGUUUGUGCCUGCGCUGAAGAUGGAUUCGAAGGGUGUCAUGGUAAGGGUGAUUUCGAAUGAGCUCUCAGCUAGGUAA